AUGAUGCUCCUGCUCCUGCUGUGGGCGUGCGCCCCUGCGGGGGCGCUGGCCCGCCGCGGCGCGCCGCGCGAGCGCGGGGCGCUCCCGGCGCUGCUGCAGUGCUGGGCGACGCCGCGGUUCUGGCGGGCCGCCCGGCGGGACGGCUGGGCCGACUCGCCGGGCGUCUGGCGGCGCCUCGGGCGCCGUCCCGGACUCCGCGCCGACGCCACCUGCUGCAGCACGGACAAGGUGGACACGGUCCUCCACUAUCGUCCGUGGCCGGUGGCCAACCGAUUGCGGAGCCAUGUUCGGACCAUGCUGGACAACAAGGCUCGCUCCCUGGAUGAUCAGAAGGGUUUCACCGCGGCCGUGGCGAACACCGUGUCGCGCAUGGAGUCCCAGGGUUGGUCAUGCCGGGAGGUCGUGGGCGGGGCACUGCAGGCCAGGGUGGCGGCGCACCAGCGGUCUUCGGAGCUGGCGCGGGAGGGCUUCGGGCUGGCGAGGCGGGUCGCUGCGCUCACCCUCCGCCUGCACUGCUUGCUGCCGCGGCGGCAGCAGACGCUGGCUUCGACAGAGCGCGCGCUGCGAUUGUCCGUGCGGCGGCUCGCGGCUCUGCUGCUCAGGCUCGGAGGCGAGGCGAGGUCGCUCGCCGCCCUGGACCUCCGCCUGGUGUCGCAGGAUGCCAACGCGUGCCUGCCGGCACCGCUUCUGGCCCUGACCGCUGGAGUAAUGGCGCCUGCAGCCACACUGGAGGAGACAGUGUACGCGCUCGGCUAUCCGUUCGUGCGCGCCUCUGGCAGCGUCCACGCGUGGAACGGGUGGGUUGACAGAGCCGCGCUCGCCCUGUCGCGCUUGCCUGCGAAGCUUGCGCACCAGAUGAAGAUGAUCACGUCGAGCUUCGAGCCCAUGGCGAGGGAGGGGCCUGCCAGCGGCACCUUCUGGGACCACCGCCUGCUGACUGAACCACGAGAGCCGUGGAGAUGGCCGAAUCACUGGGAUGCCGCGCCAGCCCUGCCUGCCGACGAGGCCGGCGCGUGCGGUGCGUCCCAAGGCCGCUCAUGUGACGACACGGCUUUGGUCUUGCUCGUCUCCAACCGCACCUGCGAGGUCGAGGUGGAGCGGGCGUGGGCCAGCGCGGAGCAGCUGCUGAACACCACCGACGGCACGCAGGUGCUGUGGCUCGAGGACUCGAUCCGCGACCCCUGGGUCACCGCGGAGCGCCCCGUGCACGCAGCGCGGCUGGCACGGCGAGUGCGGAGAGCGCAGGGCACCGCGGAGGGCAGCCGCCCUGGCGCUCCGCGCGCCGCCGUGGUCUGGAGGCGCCACCAGAACACACUGGACAACCGCCGCGUCGCGUGCCUGCACCUGGGCGGUGGGGUGGGGGGUCGCGGGGCGCUGGUGGGCGACCUCCGCGGCGACGCGGGCGGCUCGCCUGCCUGCAGCGCCGGGGCACUUGCCGGCAGCUCCGGCGUGGCCGCGGGCGCCCUCUGGUCACUGCACCACUCUGUCGCGCACCCGCUGUCGCCGCCUGCGCUCUCGGCCGGGAUGACGCGCGUGGACGCGGCAGCAGCACAGGCAGAGGGCGCACAGCAGGGCCGCGCCGCCGCGGCGUCGGGCGCGACCUGGGCUACAGCGGGCCUGCAGAGGUACCUCGCGUGGCACAGGCGGGCGGUGCGCGCCUGGCGGGACGGAGGCCCAGAGAUGCCGCGGGCCUUGGUCUAUGUGUGCAAUCCUCUGGAGCUUUGUGGAGGACACGGCGACCGGACAAAUGGUAUCCUCACGGCCUUCCUGCUUGCGGUCCUCACCUCCCGUGCCUUUUUCAUUGACCUCGACUCGCCCGUGCCGCUGGGCACCGCGCUGCAGCCACGGCGGGGCGAGGACGGCGAGUUUCUGCUGGACUGGCGCCUGCAGGGAGGGGCGGUGGGUGUUGCCAGCCACAAUUUCUAUCUGGACGACCGGGUCGGGUUCCAGGUGGACGUGAGCUGGCUGGUGCGCGACGCGAGCAGCACCUUGCUGCUGUCGAUGAACCACCGCGAGGCCGGCGCGCUGCUGGGCCACCCGCUGCUUCGGCGUCGUGCCCAGGAGCUCGGUCUGCGGCAGCGGCCAGACCUCUACGCGCGCCUCUGGGCUACGCUGUUCGAGCCCGCGCCCCCUUUGCGGGCGCGCCUGCGCGCAGCGCAGCAGGAGCUGCAGCUCGACGAGCCCUUGCCAUGGGACUCCGCCGCGGGAUCGCCGGCCGCUGGAGGUUACCUGGGCAUCCACUUCCGCGCCGGGAACGAGUCCGCGCGCCUUUGGUGGGAUCCGGGCCGCCACGCGCUGUCCAGCCUGGACGUGUUCCUCGACUGCGCCAGGAUCGCGGAGAGGGAGCUCGGCCUGCCGGCGGAGACGAAGUGGUUCCUCAGCGCGGACACCGAGGCCGCCCUGCGCACGGACCGCGUGGAGCAGCUGCGGCGGGAUGGGAAGGUCGUGGUGCUCCUCGAUGGUUGGCGCAUUGCCCACGUCGACCGAUCGAACGCUCACCUGGCCCUGCACGGCUUCAUGGACUCGUACGCGGCGUACUUCCUGCUCGCAUCGGCCAGGGCCGUGGUGCUGUCGCGAAGCUAUUUUGGCGAGACGGCGGCAGAGGUCGGGGCCGUGCCCGCAGCCUAUUUUGCCGAAGGCUGCGUCCGCACAGACCUCCGCUCCUCCUGAAGGCCCAGCGAUCGGGGCGGGGCGGCCAGGGGGAGGUCGCGGAGUUUCUGCAGUUGCACGGCUUCUCGCGCUGCCGCCGCCCUCUCCAGGAGAGCCUUCGAGCUCGUUCUCGUCCUGAUCGCCACCGCCAGCGACUCGGGCAGGGCCGCAGCGCUCUCUGUGCCGCGCGGCCCAGUUGGCUGUGGACGCAGGCCAGGCCGACUGGAAGCCAGUCGAGGCCGUGCUCGACAACCCUGCGGUCCUCCGUGCACUCAGCGCGCGCCAGCAGGGCCGCGUAGCCGGGCUGGGCGCCAAGCUGGUGGAGACGGACAGCCUGGACCAGGAUGCAGAGCACACAGCGACCCAUCAUGGAGGUCGACGUGCGCUUGGAGCCAGACCGGUGGAGGCAGGGCCAGGAGACCGAGACCUGCCUCAGGCGCUGCAUCCCUCAGGGGAAACCUCGCCCCUCGCGAGCCGGCCUUCCCGGGCGGGCGCUGGCAGCCAGCGGGAACCUCGUCCCAGGGGAGACGGGCGGGGCUGGGCGGCGGCGGGGUGCCAUGGCGGCGUCCGUGCGCACCCCGGGCUUCGCGGGCGGCUGAGGCCUCUUCGGCCCCUGGCUGCUCGCGCCGGAUACCGCCAGGACCCCCGGAAAAGGAGAGCCCGUCAGUGAUGGGGACCCGAAGCCCACGAAGUGGACCGGGGUCACCGAACAAAGGCUGCC
Prorocentrum cordatum is the source of this 3370-nucleotide messenger RNA. The record is from the annotation of a GenBank genome assembly. NCBI's taxonomy places the organism in Eukaryota, Dinophyceae, Prorocentrales, Prorocentraceae.